Molecule: messenger RNA, 312 nt
Organism: Adineta steineri
Lineage: Eukaryota; Metazoa; Rotifera; Eurotatoria; Adinetida; Adinetidae
Source: the annotation of a GenBank genome assembly
AUGACUUCUUAUCUAAAAAAAUAUGCUACUGCAAUCAUAUCGGCUAAACAUUAUGUUGCACAAUGGUCAUCAGAUCAUCUGUAUGCUGAUCAAGUACUUAUUGUACCAUUUCCAACUUUAGCUAUGUAUGAUUCAGAGAAAAAGAUUUGGUCAAUACAUAUCAAAGCUUGGUUAUAUGUACCAUUUCAAGGUAAAAAUCUUAAAAGUUAUUUACCAUCUUUACCAAGUUUUUUACGUGGUAAAACUGAUGAAACAAAAAAAGAAGAAGAAGUUAUAGAUGAAGAUAAUAAAAAAGUUGAUACAGAAAAAAAA